Molecule: messenger RNA, 366 nt
Organism: Letharia lupina
Lineage: Eukaryota; Fungi; Ascomycota; Lecanoromycetes; Lecanorales; Parmeliaceae
Exons: 2
Coding region: 1-366 (121 amino acids)
Source: RefSeq, a predicted model, not a curated record
AUGGCGGGGGACCUUGGUGCGGACUAUUUCGAGGCCACGCAGAGGAAGUGGGGUAAAGACGAACUUCAGAAGGGUGGGCCGUGUCGCUUCCAUGAGCACGGUGGGCGACCGGUCCCACAGGGCGACCCGACUUGCGACGAUGAGGUGAUUGAGCCGGCGUGUUUUAGCGACGAAGUCGAACCGCCGACAUCGGACGAGCCUGUGGUCUUAUCAAUGCGUGAGAGAAAAAGGAUGAAACGAACGAGGGCGCGGGCGCGUGAGGAGGCGGAGGCCUGUAAGCCAGAGCCCGGCUCUGCCGAGGACAUUGUUCGCGACAAUGAGGUCACCGAUCGCUGGUUGAGGGUCAGCAACCCGGCCUCCGACUAA